AUGCCGUAGUCUAAGCGGGACCGCAAGGUUUCCCUGACGCGGACGCCCAGGAAAGGGUUGGAGGCCAAGCAGGCGCUGAUCGCUGAGCUGCGGCGAUGCGUGGACACUUACAAGUACAUCUUCGUCUUCUCCGUCGCCAACAUGAGGAACAACAAGCUGAAGGACGUGCGGAACGCCUGGAAGCACAGCAGGAUCUUCUUCGGGAAGAACAAAGUCAUGAUGGUGGCGCUGGGCCGGGAGCCGAGCAGCGAGUACAAGGAGAAUCUGCACAAGGUCAGCAAACACCUGCGAGGUGAAGUUGGUCUCCUCUUCACUAACCGCACCAGAGAGGAGGUGGAUGAGUGGUUCUCCAAAUUUAAAGAAGUGGACUUUGCCCGCGCAGGGAACAAGGCGACAUACGCAGUGAGCCUGGACACAGGGCCCUUGGAGCAGUUCCCCCACUCCAUGGAGCCUCAGUUACGGCAGCUGGGAUUGCCAACGGCAUUAAAGAAAGGAGUGGUGACGCUACUUUCCGAUUACGAAGUCUGCAAAGAAGGGGAUGUUCUCACCCCUGAACAAGCCCGUGUCCUGAAACUCUUCGGCUAUGAGAUGGCAGAGUUUAAAGUCACCAUCAAAUUUCUGUGGAAUUCUGAGACGGGAGACUUCCAGAAGCUUGUGGGAGGCACAGCGGAGGAGGAGGAGGAGGAAGAGGAGGAUGACAAUGGUGAUGACAGCAACGAGGACUAG
This is a messenger RNA of Charadrius vociferus (killdeer), 726 nucleotides long. It is a transcript of the gene MRTO4, whose product is annotated as mRNA turnover 4 homolog (S. cerevisiae). Lineage: Eukaryota; Metazoa; Chordata; Aves; Charadriiformes; Charadriidae. Gene Ontology annotation, biological process: nuclear-transcribed mRNA catabolic process; ribosomal large subunit biogenesis; ribosomal large subunit assembly. Gene Ontology annotation, molecular function: RNA binding. The record is from RefSeq and is a predicted model, not a curated record. Gene Ontology annotation, cellular component: nucleolus; preribosome, large subunit precursor. The transcript is spliced from 8 exons.